UUUGUUUAUUCAGGUAUAGCUGACGAUAUGCUACAUUAUGCAGCCCUUUCUGUGGUCUAGGAAACUAUGUAUUAACAGGAAUAUGUCUCUGUAAGAAGAGACUGUGUUAAAAGAGACCGUCUCAAGAAGCGGCCCAGUUUUGUGUCGUCGUUGAAAAGCGUCGCAUGUUGAUCGUUUCCUCUAAAAAAUGAUGCUUGCCUGAGGGGACAUAAUGGACAAUGGCAAACUGAGCCGUGUGUGUCGGCCCCAGUGGAUCAGUGAAUCGUCCAAGGUGUUCCGCUGGGUGGAUCAAGCUGUGGAGGUGUUGCAGGGCCUCAACGAGCAGCGGCAGCACAGCCAGUUCUGUGAUGUGGUGCUGGUGGCUGACAACCAGCGGGUCCCUGCUCACCGAGCCCUGCUGGCCAUCUGCAGCCCGUACUUCCACGCCAUGUUUACCUUGGGCAUGAGGGAGGAACACCAGGAGGAGGUGGAACUGGUUGGAAUGUCCUACAUCGGUCUGAACGCUGUAGUGGACUUCCUGUACAGCGGAGAGCUGGUGUUGGAUGGUGGAAACAUUGACUAUGUGCUGGAAGCUGCCCACCUUCUGCAGGUGUGGCGAGUGGUGGAUUUCUGCUGCCAGUACCUGGAGAGGGAGGUGAAUGAGGAGAACUACCUGUACCUGCAGGAGCUGGCUCUGCUCUACAGUCUAGAGCGACUCGACACCUUCAUCGACCACUUCAUCCUCACACACUUUGCUACACUCUCUUUCACCCCCGAUUUCAUUCGUGACAUUCCUUUACACAAACUCAGCUCCUACCUCUCCAGUGGCCAGGUUCAGCAUGACAGCGAGGAGGUGCUUCUCCAGGCCACCCUGCAGUGGCUCAGCCAGACUCCCGAGCGGGCCGCCCACGCCAGACAACUCCUCUGCCACAUCCGCUUCCCUCUGAUGCCGGUGGGGGACCUAGUGGGCCGGGUAGUGCCGGCGGUGCGGGCCCUGCUGCCGGAGGAGGCCGGCUGUGAGGCCCUGGUGGAGGAAGCUCUGGGGUACCACGCCAGGCCCAGCGCCCAGCCACUCCUGCAAACAGGACGCACCACGCUGAGGGAAGGAGUAGAGCGGCUGCUGCUGAUUGGAGGAGAGGUAUCGGAACGUGGAGAGGAGCUGAGCGCCAAUGUUUGCCGGCUGGACGGUGAAACAGAAAGCUGGGAGGUAGAAACUGAGCUGCCGGCCCAGCGCAGCCACCACUGCCUGGCAGUGCUGGGGGGCUUCAUCUUCGCUGCUGGCGGCAGCUCGUCCAGGGACAACGGUGGAGACGCUGCCUGUAACCUUCUGUACAGAUACGACCCCCGCCACAACCAGUGGACCAGGGGUUCUCCAAUGAACCAGCGGCGAGUGGAUUUUUACCUGGGGGCAGUGGGAGAGUGCCUGAUCGCCGUGGGUGGAAGGAAUGACACCGGAGCUUUGUCCUCAGUGGAGGUAUACUGUCCCGCUGAGGACUGCUGGUCCUACGUGGCAGGACUGCCCAGGUUUACCUAUGGCCAUGCUGGAACGGUCCACCAUGGCAUAGUCUACAUCUCAGGCGGUCACGACUAUCAGAUCGGCCCAUACCGCCGAGAUGUCCUGAGUUAUGAUCCAUCACGGGACAGUGAUGUGUGGGUGGAACGCCAGGCCAUGUCUCUAGCCCGGGGCUGGCACUGCAUGGCCUCCCUCAACCACCUCAUCUAUGCCAUUGGGGGCAGCGAUGACCACGAAGACACCACAGAGCGCUUCGACAUCCUGCAGGUGGAGUCCUAUGACCCACGCUGUGGCCAGUGGACCCAGGUGGCACCGCUGCUGCUGCCCAACAGCGAGGCGGGGCUUGCAGUCUGGGCAGGGAGGAUCUACGUGCUUGGGGGCUACAGCUGGGAGAGUAUGGCAUUUUCCAGAGCCACUCAGGUGUACAACCCUGACAAGGACUCAUGGUCCAGAGGGCCAGACCUUCCGAAAUGCAUCGCAGGGGCCUCAGCAUGUGUGUGCACUGUGAAGCCUUUACCAUCAUCACCCUCUCUGGAGAAGAAGAUGGGACAAGGGGUCAAAGGAAUAUCGCACGCCACGUAACAACAAUGAUGAAGGACUGACCUUUGGCACUCAUAGCCUGAUACAUACUUCUGAUACAAACUCUUUAAUAGAAGACAAAUAUUUUACAGUAUCCGAAUCAUUUUCUCGCAAGCCCAGAGGCACUGCAGCAUCACAACGAGGGAGAGGAGGACAACUGAUCAAUGUAUGUUGACAGAAACAACAUCAUAUGAUGGACAGUCUUUGUACUGCAUUUGCAUUCACAGUUAGAUAUUCUCUGAAGAGAGCAAUCAUUUUUGUGUCCUUGGUACAGUAGAUAGAAAAGUAUACUUUAGCACUCAGACGUCUGUUUUUUUAAAGUCAGGAAAUGAGAGCUUGUAGAAGUUCAAAGGCUGGAUGGUGGGUUAAUUUUAAGUGUAAACAUGCUAGAUGUGUUUAAGGUUGGGAGUUGUACUCUUGCACUCUAGUCUGAGCUAAUCUCCACCAUGCACACAGGAAAGCCACCCGGAAGGUCGACUUAAAAUCGGGUAUACCCGCAGAUUCUUUUGUACAAUGCUGAUUGUUUGGAGCUGCUAAAAGCGGUAGAAUUGACAUUAUCUAACAAAGAUAUUGUAACCACUGCCUUUGGAGUACAAAACAUUUAAAUGAUUAUUUAUGUGUUAUUUUAGAAGUAUCUGGACAAAUGUUUACUUAUCUGCGGACCGAAAAGCCUCAUCUGUACUCCUAUGUCACACACCAAAGCACAAAGUCUCACAGAUAAAUUGUUACAUGCUUUAUUAAGGUCCAUCCAGCAAUGCCUACCAAAACACACACAUAUACAGAGAGUGUAUCUAAUGAAAUUAUAAGUAUUGUAUAUUGUAAUAAGUGUUUCAGAAUUA
Messenger RNA from Siniperca chuatsi (mandarin fish), 2910 nucleotides. RefSeq names its product kelch-like family member 36 (gene klhl36). NCBI's taxonomy places the organism in Eukaryota, Metazoa, Chordata, Actinopteri, Centrarchiformes, Sinipercidae. The transcript is spliced from 9 exons. Gene Ontology annotation, molecular function: cullin family protein binding. The record is from RefSeq and is a predicted model, not a curated record. The coding region runs from base 212 to 2074 and encodes 620 amino acids.